AUGUUGGCUCUUCGCGACCAAGAAAACCUGGUAAACUCCCACCAAACCGCCGCGGCAGCAAAGCCCUUGAACCAAAGCAAGCAGCUAGCACCCAAGACACCAGGCAAGCCACGAAAUGACGAGAAUAACCCGUUGGCAUUCGGAAAUCGCACCGUGAAGGGCAAUGGCAAGCGUCAGGAGAAUGGAAAGGCAGGCAACGCGUUUAUGACUCCGAUGGUGAAGGAUCGCGCUCCUUUGGGUAUGAAAACCACCAACCUCAAAGCGAAUAAUCUUCAGACGCCUGCGCCCUUCGGUGGAAUCACCAAGCAAGCGAAGACAAAUCGCAGACAGUCGACUGCCCAGAAGAUCCGAAAAGCUGCUCCAGUGGCACAGCAAGCUCAAACCCAAGUCCACAUAGACACUUCUGCGGACGACGUACCGGAGAUUGAAUACAUGCCGCCGAAGCCUAGAGAUCUUCCAGACCUUCCAGACGAUGUGACCUAUGACACCACAUUCCCCCAAUUCCGUCCUAAGAAUCGAGCUCUAGGUUUGGAGAGUGUUUACGGAAAGCAACAAGUUGGCAGGGAUGGACUCACAGCAAAGCAGCGUAAGUUUAAGGAGGAUUCGGCGGCGUGCGACAAGAUGGUGGAUGAUUUGAUCAUGAAACAACUUGAGGAUAUUGGGUUUGAGAGCUCUGGUGAAAGCGAGUCCACAAAAGCACCUCAGCCAAAUGCCAUCCCCUCAGAAAGGCCUACCACCAAAAGGCACACUCGCAGUGUGUCGACGCUUUUAGCUCGUGAUGCAGCUGCUGCGCUUGCUGGACCCGGACCAACUUCUACACCUCAAGUGGCUCAAACUCCGAAACCACGGGUUGCGUUGUUGGCAUCGUCACUGGUUAUGCCCAAGAGGCACGCCAGGGUCCCGUCUAACCCCUCUUCCAUGCGCAACACUGCUGCUUCUAUAAAUUCACGGACAACCGUUGGCUACUCCAAAGGACGCAGUGUUUCAUCCACCCUACGGGAGAAACAUCCACAAACGCAGAAGCUGCCAAGCUCUCAGAUCCUGUCACCCGAAACUUAUAUCCAGCUUUAUGGGCCCCCUCCGCUGGACUCGGAAAUGUGGACUCGUUGCAAAGCUGCUGGAUGCUUUGAUACCCCGGACGAGACCACUCAGGAACCAGAAGAGCCACUGCCCACAUUUGAUGAAGACGAUGAGGCUCAGAGCUUCCAGCUCACUCUGUAG
Messenger RNA from Penicillium digitatum Pd1, 1221 nucleotides. RefSeq lists its product as uncharacterized. Lineage: Eukaryota; Fungi; Ascomycota; Eurotiomycetes; Eurotiales; Aspergillaceae. The record is from RefSeq and is a predicted model, not a curated record.